Molecule: messenger RNA, 649 nt
Organism: Phalaenopsis equestris
Lineage: Eukaryota; Viridiplantae; Streptophyta; Magnoliopsida; Asparagales; Orchidaceae
Product: putative invertase inhibitor
Exons: 1
Coding region: 15-554 (179 amino acids)
Biological process (GO): negative regulation of catalytic activity
Molecular function (GO): enzyme inhibitor activity
Source: RefSeq, a predicted model, not a curated record
AUAACAUAACAGAAAUGAGUCCCUUCUACCUCCCCAUCUUCCUCCUCCUCCUCCUCCACAAAUCCUCCAUAACCACCGCCAGCAGCAUCAUCGAACAAACCUGCAGGCGCUGCGCCCAAACCGAUCCGGCCCUAAACUACAACCUAUGCGUCGGCCUCCUCAACUCCAACCCUAACAGCCGCAAUGCCGACCUCUCCGGUCUCGGAGUCAUCUCCCUCAGCAUCACCAGAGCCAAAUCCAUUCAAAUUCAAUCCACCAUCCAAAACCUAAUGAAAUCCAACCCUAGCAGUAAAUAUGUCAGAGAAUGCCUAACUGUUUGCCUGGAGCUCUACACUGACGCCACUUCUCUGCUAAGCGAUUCUAUGAGGGCGAUACAGUCGGGUCGUAUCAGCGAUGCGAGGACUUGGAUCAGCGCGGCGAUGGAUGCUGGGACGACGUGUGCGGAUGGGUUUGAAGAAAGGGGGUUGGUAUCUCCUUUGAAGAAACGGAAUGAUGAAUAUCGGAGCAGAGUUCUUAUUCCAUUGGCCAUAGCUGCGCUCUUGGAUGGCAAUUGAUGAUGCUCUGUAUUUUGCCAAUGUUCCACGCAAUUUUAUAUUCUCUUUAUUUAUUUUUUUUUUCCAGUAUAAUGGCUGAAUGAAAGGCCCAAGUU